Fulvia fulva is the source of this 945-nucleotide messenger RNA. Its product is annotated as Prohibitin-2. Gene Ontology annotation, cellular component: mitochondrion; membrane. NCBI's taxonomy places the organism in Eukaryota, Fungi, Ascomycota, Dothideomycetes, Mycosphaerellales, Mycosphaerellaceae. Gene Ontology annotation, biological process: mitochondrion organization. Bases 1 to 945 code for a protein of 314 amino acids. The transcript is spliced from 4 exons. The record is from RefSeq and is a predicted model, not a curated record.
AUGGGAGCCGAUCCGCGACAGAUGUGGGAGCAGCUGCAGAAGAACAUGGCCAAGGUCCAGCAGCAGGGCAAGAGAUUCGGUGCCGGUGGUGCUCCUGGUGGUCCAGGCCCUCGCGGUGCGCUGACUGGUAUCGGUGGGCUGCUAAUGCUGGGUGGUGGCGUGUGGUUCUUCAACAACGCUCUCUUCAACGUUGACGGAGGUCACCGCGCGAUCAAGUACUCACGAGUGGGCGGUGUUGGCAAGGACAUCUACAACGAAGGAACACAUUUGGCCAUCCCCUGGUUCGAGACGCCUGUCGACUACGAUGUCCGCGCGAAACCACGCAAUGUCGCCUCCCUCACCGGAACCAAGGACUUGCAGAUGGUGAACAUCACAUGCCGUGUCCUGUCGAGACCACGCAUAGAUGCCCUGCCACAGAUAUACAGAACACUCGGAACCGACUACGAUGAGAGAGUGCUCCCCAGCAUCGUCAACGAGGUCCUGAAGAGCGUCGUCGCCCAGUUCAACGCAUCACAGCUCAUCACUCAGCGUGAGAACGUUUCGAGAUUAGUACGGGAUAACCUCGUGCGAAGAGCGGCACGCUUCAACAUUCUGCUGGACGAUGUAUCACUGACGCACCUUGCAUUCUCGCCCGAAUUCACCGCCGCCGUCGAAGCCAAGCAGGUCGCCCAACAGGAAGCCCAGCGAGCAGCAUUCGUCGUCGACAAGGCCAGACAAGAAAAGCAAGCCAACAUCGUCCGCGCACAGGGUGAGGCACGUUCAGCAGAGCUGAUCGGUGACGCGAUCAAGAAGAGCAGAUCAUACGUCGACCUCAGAGAAUUCGAGAAUGCCCGCAACAUCGCUCAGCUUCUACAAUCGAGUCAGAACAAGGUCUACCUCGACACCGAGGGCCUUGGUCUCAACGUCAGCGGCAUUGGCAACAGCAAGAACCGCGAUCAGAAGUAG